UACUAUUGGUUGAUAUUGAAGCUAAAAUUGAGGACCAAAUUUAGUACAUGCCAUAGGAUUACCAAAUUAUCUCUAAUGGCUAAAUUGCAAACUCUUUAUCUCUUCUCUUACAAUUUUCUUCAGUUUCUUGGAUGGACAUUAGCCCUUUUUAGAAUUUUGAGCAAUUUUAUUUCCACCAACUCAGUCACUGGGGUUUAUGCUUCUGCUGGUGAACUAAUUUGUUUGCUGCAAUGUUGUGCAUUCUUGGAAGUUAUACAUGGAGCUAUUGGGAUUGUUCCUACUGGGGUAGUGCUUCCUCUGAUGCAAUGGAGUGGACGAACUCAUUUUUUGCUAGCAAUUGUUCGUCAAAUUGUUGAGCUCCAGGAAUCGCCUUCAGUGUUCAUAACGUUUUCCGCUUGGAGCUUAAGUGAGGUGAUCAGAUACUCACACUAUGCUUUGAGUUGCAUUGGGAGUCCACCAUACUUGAUCACAUACCUCAGGUACACUGCUUUCAUUUUACUGUAUCCCGUUGGAGUCGGACCUGGUGAAAUAUGGCUUAUGUACCAGGCACUUCCGUUCAUUAAAACGAGAAACCUGUAUGCAGAUACUCUUCCUUUCAGUUAUUAUAACUUUGUCAAGGUUCUGCUUCUGUUAUACCCUCUUCUAUGGCUCAAACUUUAUCUGCACUUGUUCAAGCAACGCCGAUCAAAGCUGGGUAAAUAUCACAAGACAAAGAAGACAUGAGAGUCCAUGAAAACUUAAAUUAAGGGUUCAU
Solanum verrucosum is the source of this 754-nucleotide messenger RNA. RefSeq lists its product as uncharacterized. The transcript has 9 exons. Bases 76 to 723 code for a protein of 215 amino acids. NCBI's taxonomy places the organism in Eukaryota, Viridiplantae, Streptophyta, Magnoliopsida, Solanales, Solanaceae. The record is from RefSeq and is a predicted model, not a curated record. Gene Ontology annotation, biological process: sphingolipid biosynthetic process; fatty acid elongation; very long-chain fatty acid biosynthetic process. Gene Ontology annotation, cellular component: endoplasmic reticulum membrane. Gene Ontology annotation, molecular function: 3-hydroxyacyl-CoA dehydratase activity.